This is a messenger RNA of Dipodomys spectabilis (banner-tailed kangaroo rat), 3117 nucleotides long. It is a transcript of the gene Odad2, whose product is annotated as outer dynein arm docking complex subunit 2. The record is from RefSeq and is a predicted model, not a curated record. Gene Ontology annotation, molecular function: protein binding. The coding region runs from base 1 to 3117 and encodes 1038 amino acids. NCBI's taxonomy places the organism in Eukaryota, Metazoa, Chordata, Mammalia, Rodentia, Heteromyidae. The transcript is spliced from 19 exons.
AUGGGUGUGGCACUGGCCAAGUCUGCCCAGUGGAAGGCGGCCGAAUUUGGGACUGGAACCCUAGAGACCACCCCUCUGAAUGAAUCGAUAUUGAAAGAAAUUACUAAGUUUGUGGAGAUGUUUAUUGUUAAACAUCCCCACGAGGCCAAGUUUGUUUUUGUAGAACCACUUGAAUGGAAAACCAAGUUGGAGCCCUCAGUGUUUAACACAGGUUAUAUUGUCAGUGAAACAAUGGUCCAAUCAGAAGAAGUUGAUCAGCAUAGACAGCCUUUAUUAGAGCUGCGUGUACCACAGAUUAAAGUUAGAAGCUUUGGACAACUAUCACAACUGUUACUAAUUGCCCAAGAUACACAGCUGGAGGAGGCUCGAGCAUGUAUUGAAGCUAACAGAGACCCUGUAGUAAAAAUUCUGGGUGCAGAUUAUGGUACAGUAAAGGAAGAAUCCACGGCCCUAAGUAUUAUUGGCUCCAUUACAGGUGCUAAUGAGGACAGUCAGAUUAAAAUGAGUCUUGCCAUCCUACUGAAGCAACUCGAUCUGCACCUGCUCAACCACUCUCUCAAACACAUUGAGCUAGAAACACACUUAAACCCUGGGACUGUUAAGAAAGAUAUAGAACUGCUGAAAAGUGUUUCAGGAAAAAGAGACCAUACUGCCUUGGAAUCUAUCGAAUAUACCUCAGAUUAUGAAUAUUCAAAUGGAUGUCGAGCUCCACCUUGGAGGCAAAUUCUUGGGGAAAUAUGCUACCUGCUCGUGAAGCCACAUGAUGCGGAAACUUUGUGCGUUACUUGCAGCUCAGAAGGAGUAUUUUUAAACGGCGGCAAAACAGAAGAAAAGGGAGAAAUUGAUUAUGAGAGAAAAGGUAAAAUUUACAAAGAUCUUGUCGAAUUUUUAAAAGACAAAUCAACAGUAUUUUCAGAAAGUAUGUCUAAACAGGAGGGUAAAAACAAUGAAGAGCAGCAACAAAACAAGACUGAUGAAAAACCCCAGAAGGAAGAACCCUCUACCUCCCAGAAAACUGUACCUGGUUCAGACAUCAGUAAACUGGAGAAAACCCAAAUUGAUUUUGAGAAGAGUCAAAUGACUAAGAGAUUGCAGCCAAGCUUAAACUGGAAGACCUCUGUUGAUUUAAAAGAGCACAGAAGCUCUUUAAAAGACAGUACAGAGGAAAAACAUGGAAAGCCUAGGGCAUCCAUUUCACAUGGAAGACCACAACUACUUCGCAAGAGCGUUGAAAAGAUUGAGGAGACUAUCAGUGAGAGCUCCUCAGAGAGCGAGGAAGAUGAAGAAGCAACCGAUCAUCGCCAGGAAGCCAAUGCAGAUUUGCCAUCAGAAUACUGGCAAAUUCAGAAGUUGGUGAAAUACCUAAAGGGUGGAAAUCAGACAGCCACAGUGAUUGCUUUGUGUUCAAUGAGGGAUUUCAACUUAUCCCAAGAGACCUGUCAGCUGGCUAUCAGAGAUGUUGGAGGCCUGGAAGUUUUAAUAAAUUUGCUUGAUACAGAUGAAGUCAAAUGUAAGAUUGGUUCAUUAAAAAUCCUGAAGGAAAUCAGUCAUAAUCCUCAAAUCAGACGCAAUAUUGUUGACCUUGGGGGAUUACCAAUUAUGGUUAGCAUCCUCGAUUCUCCACACAAGAGUCUGAAGUGUCUGGCAGCUGAAACCAUCGCAAACGUUGCCAAGUUCAAGAGAGCCCGGCGGGUGGUGAGGCAACACGGGGGCAUUAACAAACUGGUGGCUCUAUUAGACUGUGGACAGAGUCCAGCUGAGCCCUCUCUGCCGAGUUUGUAUGAAACUAGAGACGUGGAAGUGGCUCGCUGUGGGGCGCUGGCCUUGUGGAGCUGUAGUAAGAGUCACUCGAGCAAAGAAGCCAUUCGUAAAGCUGGAGGCAUCCCUUUGUUGGCUCGGUUGCUGAAGACUUCUCACGAAAACAUGCUCAUUCCAGUGGUGGGCACGUUGCAAGAGUGUGCAUCAGAGGAAAACUAUCGAGCUGCAAUCAAAGCAGAAAGGAUCAUUGAAAACCUUGUGAAGAACCUGAAUAGUGAGAAUGAGCAGCUUCAGGAGCAUUGUGCCAUGGCCAUCUACCAGUGUGCUGAAGAUGAGGAAACUCGUGACCUGGUUAGGCAGCAUGGAGGGCUUAAACCCUUGGCCAGUCUACUGAAGAAGACGGAUAAUAAAGAACGAUUAGCUGCUGUCACAGGGGCAAUAUGGAAAUGCUCUAUCAGCAAGGAGAAUGUAACCAAGUUUCGGGAAUACAGAGCCAUCGAAACUUUGGUGGGACUCUUAACCGACCAGCCCGAGGAAGUACUUAUAAAUGUGGUUGGGGCCUUGGGAGAAUGCUGCCAUGAACAUGAAAACCGAGUUCUUGUCCGGAAAUGCGGUGGCAUUCAGCCACUCGUGAACCUCCUGGUUGGAAUAAACCAGUCUCUCCUGGUGAAUGUCACAAAAGCUGUCGGCGCUUGUGCAGUAGAACCCGAAAGUAUGCUAAUAAUUGAUCGUUUAGAUGGAGUUCGUUUGCUGUGGUCCUUGUUGAAAAAUCCACACCCAGAUGUCAAGGCCUCUGCAGCGUGGGCUCUGUGUCCCUGCAUCCAAAAUGCAAAGGAUGCUGGAGAAAUGGUCCGCUCUUUUGUUGGUGGUCUGGAACUUGUUGUCAAUUUACUGAAAUCGGAUAACAAAGAGGUUUUGGCAAGUGUAUGUGCUGCUAUUACCAACAUAGCAAAAGAUCAAGAAAACUUAGCUGUUAUUACGGAUCAUGGAGUUGUACCUUUAUUGUCCAAGCUGGCAAAUACGAAUAAUGAUAAAUUGAGGCGUCACCUGGCAGAGGCAAUUUCCCGUUGCUGCACAUGGGGAAAAAACAGAGUGGCCUUUGGUGAACACAAAGCAGUGGCUCCAUUAGUGCGUUACCUGAAAUCCAGUGACACCAAUGUGCAUCGAGCGACGGCACAGGCCUUGUACCAGCUAUCAGAAGACGCCGAUAACUGCAUCACCAUGCAUGAGAACGGUGCAGUGAAGCUUCUACUGGGCAUGGUUGGGUCCCCGGAUGAGGCUCUCCAGGAGGCUGCCGCUGGCUGCAUAUCCAACAUCCGCAGGCUGGCUCUUGCAACAGAAAAGGCGAAAUAUAAUUGA